Messenger RNA from Callithrix jacchus (white-tufted-ear marmoset), 2010 nucleotides. RefSeq names its product torsin family 3 member A (gene TOR3A). The record is from RefSeq and is a predicted model, not a curated record. Gene Ontology annotation, cellular component: endoplasmic reticulum lumen; nuclear envelope. Gene Ontology annotation, molecular function: ATP binding; ATP hydrolysis activity. Lineage: Eukaryota; Metazoa; Chordata; Mammalia; Primates; Cebidae.
AUCCCCAACCCCUCCACCGCCGGCCGUAAGUGAAGCCGACGAGCCCCGCGGCCGAAGAGGCUUGCAGCCCCGGGCCCGCCAUGCUUCGUGGCCCGUGGCGCCCGCUCUGGCUCUUUGUCCUGCUGCUGCCGCUCCCGGGCGCGCUCGAGCCCCGCAGCGCUUCUAGGCUGUGGGAGGAGACCGACGAGCCGCGCUCGCCCUGGGCCUGGCCGGGCUUCCAGCGCCUGAAGGAGCAGCUGAGGGCGGCCGCCGCCCUGUCUAAGCGGUACUGGACGCUUUUCAGCCGCCAGGUGUGGCCCGACGACUGUGACGAGGACGAGGAGGCAGCCGCGGGGUCCCCGGGCUGGCGCCUUCCCCUGUUGGGCCAGCGGUACCUGGAUCUCCUGACCACGUGGUACUGCAGCUUCCGAGACUGCUGCCCCAGUGGGGAUUGCAGAAUCUCCAACAACUUUACAGGCUUAGAGUGGGACCUGAAUGUGCGGCUGCAUGGCCAGCAUUUGGUCCAGCAGCUGGUUCUAAGUACGGUGAGGGGCUACCUAGAGACGCCGCAGCCAGACAAGGCCCUUGCUCUGUCGUUCCAUGGCUGGUCUGGCACAGGGAAGAACUUCGUGGCGAGGAUGCUGGCAGAGAACCUGUAUCGGGAUGGGCUGAGGAGUGACUGUGUCAGGAUGUUCAUUGCCACGAUCCACUUUCCUCACCCCAAGUAUGUGGACCUAUACAAGGAACAGCUAAAGGGCCAGAUCCGGGAGAUGCAGCAGCUCUGCUAUCAGACCCUGUUCAUCUUUGACGAGGCUGAGAAGCUGCACCCAGGGCUGCUGGAGGUGCUUGGGCCACCCUUAGAACGCCGGGCCCCUGAGGAUGACAGGGCCGAGUCUCCAUGGACUAUCUUUCUGUUUCUCAGUAACCUCAGGGGCGAUAGAAUCAAUGAGGUGGUCCUAAAGUUGCUCAAGGAUGGAUGGUCCCGGGAAGAAAUUACGAUGGAACACUUGGAGCCCCACCUCCAGGCAGAGAUUGUGGAAACCAUAGACAAUGGCUUUGGCCACAGCCGUCUUGUGAGGGAAAACCUGAUUGACUACUUUGUCCCCUUCCUGCCACUGGAGUACCGUCACGUCAGGCUGUGUGCGCGGGAUGCCUUCCUGAGCCAGGAGCUCCUGUAUACAGAAGAGACGCUGGAUGAAAUCGCCCAGAUGAUGGUGUAUGUCCCCAAGGAGGAACAGCUCUUUUCUUCCCAGGGCUGCAAGUCCAUUUCCCAGAGGAUUAACUACUUUCUGUCAUGAAGGCUAGACAGAGACUUCCUGGAGCUGCCUUUCUUCCACUAACAGCACCCUGGGACCUGUAGGAGCACCCUGUUUGGGACGGUGAGGUGUUUGAGGGGGUGUGGACUGGUAUCCAGCAGUCAUUAACACACAACUGGUGUGCAAAAGGCAGGCCUUACAUAAGCAGAGCCAAUCCUUUUUUUUUUUUUUUUCCUGAGGUCCCACUGAGAUAGGAACUUGGAUCGCUGGAUUCAAAAAAAACAGCCAAUUCUUGAGAUCACUUAGUGCCUUAAAGACACAUUCCAAAUGGAAUGUGGUUGAAGCAAGUAGGCCAGGUGGUUGCAGGAAGCCCCAUGCGGGAGCUCAACAAAUGCCAAGGGCUUAUGACACUGCAGAUGGUCUCCUUAGCAACUUAGCUCUUCUGCAAGGAAGAGCUUCGGUGUUGGGCCUCAGAGGCCAUAGGGUCCCUGGGUUGCAGAGCAGGAGAGAAUGAAGUUCUGUGACCCGGGGGUGGAGAGUACACUCUAGGUUUGUGGGCUGGGGGGGGGGCCUUCAAAUUGGUGCUCCCAGAGGAAAGCCGAGCUGCUUCUGUUAUGAGCAGAUCAGCAAAGAGCAAGAUACUUUAAAAAUCAGGUCAGUGUAAGCCAAGACUUAUUAUGCUCCACAGAUUUGGAAGGGAGGAAAAACUUUUUAAAAACAAUUAAGGGUCUGGACGUGUUAUAUGUAAAGAUUAAAAUUUUCUAUUUUUCUAAAA